AUGAAUCACAAUGUGCAGUCCAGAAACAGCGAUAGCUCGAAUGAUGUGAUCGGUUCCAAUGACCAGACCGUCAUUCCCCAUUCCUCCAUUGUUCAGGGGUUACCUCCGUCGUUUAAUGACUCUCGUGCACCUUCGGUGGAUUCAUCGCAAUUUAAGACGCCAGCUUUGCACCCACUCAUUUCAACUUAUGCUCGAAGCUCUUUUGAUGGGCAUCAACCUCCUGGUAGCCGUACACAAGGCACAACUGUAUCCCCGUCGCCAUUCUACAACCCUGCCGAGUCUCCACGCAAUGAAGGACGACCCAAAAGCCAUGCACAAAUUUCGGCUCUUUGCGAUGUGAUACGUGCUAUGAGUAAGGAAUGGAUCCAAAGACUCGCCUUGAGCACCAAUAUCCCACAGCUGUCUCCAGAGCAAGAUGCAGGUGCUCUAUUCGAGCUGGGCAUCAGAGUUUUGCGUAAUUACUUUCGCGGCGCGACUCCGAGCAGCUUUGAAGACAUCUUUGCGCUGAUGCAUGUGGCGGUGGCUUCUUCGUACAUCGCCCGUAUAGAUGAUCACGCAUAUUCGUGGGAUACCUUUCUAUAUGAAGCGUUUCAAUGGCAGCACCUUCUCUCUGACGUGAUCGAAAAAGGGGCUUUCGUUAAAGUCAUGAGUCGGCUGUGUGACCCGCAUGGAUCUACAACAUCGUCAUCGUUCCAAGGUCUUUUCAUCGACGACGUCCUCCUGCCUGCUGAGCAGGCGACGCUUGUUCGUCUAGUUCGCCAUCUGUCAUCUACGGGUGUAGACGUGAAUAUUCAAGAAGAGGGUGAUAAAAGUCGAAUACAUUCCACGACCGACAUUGAACAGAUUGGGUUGCCCGGAACACUUCAAUCAAACAUGAUAAUCAAGGGAUGCACCGAAUUUCUUGAUAAUUUUGGGCACGCCAUCAUUGUUGAAGACCUCGCUAAUCGCCAUAUCCAUUCUUCCUUGUACAUCGAACAACACGUGCCUGGCAUUGAAAUGCUGGAUAGCAACAUCAUCGGGCGCCUCCAAGAAAUAGUUGCAGGAUUUCAUUCGACAACGCUGCGCUGGACGGUUGGACUGGCUACUAAACGUGGGCUUUAG
Molecule: messenger RNA, 1101 nt
Organism: Letharia lupina
Lineage: Eukaryota; Fungi; Ascomycota; Lecanoromycetes; Lecanorales; Parmeliaceae
Exons: 3
Coding region: 1-1101 (366 amino acids)
Source: RefSeq, a predicted model, not a curated record